AUGAGUCUUUUCAGAGCUGUUGCUCGUCUGGCGACUAUAAGUCGUCAGGUCGUUCCCAGAACGAGCCUUCCACAAAUUGCAUCAGUCCAGUCUCUCCGAUUCAACUCCUCUGGCGUCCAGAAAGACACGAAGGAAACCCCAGCUAGCUUGACUGCCCAGAUCUUCAGAUCUGACAAGGAAAAGAUCACUGAAGAUGAUUUGGACGAAUGGUUGAGUGCCGUUAGAGUGUUGAAAGAAGGUGAACAAAAACCAGAAACCGAAACUGAACUUUACAUCCAAGAGUUCUUGAAGCCAGAACAGUUCUUGCGUGAUACGUUUGAACCAACUGAAGCCCAGUUGGCUGAGGUUGAACAGUUCAAGCUGAGUCCUGUUCCUCUUAAAGCAGAGCCUCUUGUGGAGCAUUUCGUCAAUGUCCUUAUGAAAAACGGCAAGAAGUCUAAAGCACGUACCAUCUUCUCCAGAGCCUUAUACCUUGUGGGCUUAAGAACGGGUUUGGACCCUCUUAAAGUGCUUUACGACGCCUUGGAAAGACUCGGACCUUUGUUCAACACUCGUACAGUCAGAACUGGUUUCGCCAAGAACAUUACCCUUCCAGUCGCUUUGAACAAGCGCCAGAGAAACAGAUACGCCAUAGACUGGAUCUUGGAGGGCACCAACAACAAGAAAUCCUCUGCCAUGUCGGUCAGAUUGGCCGAAGAAAUCAUUAAUGCCUACGAAGGCCGUUCUUCUGGCUACGACAAGAAGGCCAGAAUGCACAAGGACGCUACCACCCAAAGAGCAUACCUUAAAUUUUAG
Molecule: messenger RNA, 795 nt
Organism: Candidozyma haemuli
Lineage: Eukaryota; Fungi; Ascomycota; Pichiomycetes; Serinales; Metschnikowiaceae
Product: mitochondrial 37S ribosomal protein uS7m
Exons: 1
Coding region: 1-795 (264 amino acids)
Biological process (GO): ribosomal small subunit assembly; translation
Cellular component (GO): ribosome
Molecular function (GO): structural constituent of ribosome; rRNA binding; mRNA binding
Source: RefSeq, a predicted model, not a curated record